AUGUCUGCCGAAGCCGCCGACCAACAGGUCAAGCUCGUCAGCAGUGACAAUGUCGAGAUCCUCACUGAGCGCAAGGUGGCUGAGCGCUCCAUGCUCAUCAAGAAUAUGAUCGAGGACCUUGGCGCGCCAGGCGAGGAGCCCAUCCCAAUUAUGAACGUCUCCGAAGCCGUCCUACGCAAAGUCCUCGAAUGGUGCACCCACCACAAGAACGACCCCGCGCCGACCCAAGACGACGACGCCGAUUCCCGCAAGAAGACGACCGACAUCGACGACUGGGACCAGAAGUUCAUGCAGGUUGACCAGGAGAUGCUAUUCGAGAUCAUCCUUGCCGCCAACUACAUGGACAUUAAGGCUCUUCUGGACGUCGGCUGCAAGACCGUCGCCAACAUGAUCAAGGGCAAGAGCCCCGAGGAGAUCCGCAAGACGUUCAACAUUCAGAACGACUUCACACCAGAGGAGGAGGAGCAGAUCCGUCGCGAGAAUGAGUGGGCUGAGGAUCGUUAA
Recurvomyces mirabilis is the source of this 504-nucleotide messenger RNA. RefSeq lists its product as uncharacterized. Gene Ontology annotation, biological process: mitotic cell cycle; SCF-dependent proteasomal ubiquitin-dependent protein catabolic process. The record is from RefSeq and is a predicted model, not a curated record. The transcript has 3 exons. Gene Ontology annotation, molecular function: cullin family protein binding. Gene Ontology annotation, cellular component: nucleus; cytoplasm. Bases 1 to 504 code for a protein of 167 amino acids. NCBI's taxonomy places the organism in Eukaryota, Fungi, Ascomycota, Dothideomycetes, Mycosphaerellales, Teratosphaeriaceae.